This is a messenger RNA of Centruroides sculpturatus (bark scorpion), 1993 nucleotides long. Its product is annotated as attractin-like protein 1. The transcript has 11 exons. Gene Ontology annotation, molecular function: protein binding. Gene Ontology annotation, cellular component: Golgi apparatus. The coding region runs from base 70 to 1938 and encodes 622 amino acids. The record is from RefSeq and is a predicted model, not a curated record. Lineage: Eukaryota; Metazoa; Arthropoda; Arachnida; Scorpiones; Buthidae.
CCCCGAAAUCCCGGGACAAGCAAAGAACCGGGAAAUGGGAAAUCUUAAUUAGAGUCAGAGACACUGUGGAUGAUGACUAAGUUAAUGCAUUGGUGCGUACAUAGAGCAGAAUUUAAAGGUUUUGCUAAAAUACUUGCUAUUCUGUUAACUUUAAUAAUAUUCCAAGAGAACGUACGAGAAGUUGUAGCAUCGAAUACUACGUCUUGCCAUAAUAUUGUGUGUUUAAAUGGAUAUUGCCAAGACGGACGUUGUCUAUGUGAUCGAGGUUGGCAAGGUUCGUUUUGUCAUCGAUGCGGAGGACGGGUUAGACUUACAGAAAGCUCAGGAUAUAUUACUGAUGGAGUUGGAAACUAUACUGUCGAAAUGCAAUGUACAUGGCUUAUUGAAAGUAAUAAACCAAAUAGUACUAUCAGAUUACAAAUAAUUAAUUUAAAAACAGAAUGUAAUUGGGACCAUCUCUACAUCUUUGAUGGAGGUUCUGUGUUUUCUCCACUUUUAGCAGCUUAUAGUAUCAAUAGCUGUCCAAAGAAUUGUUCAGGUCAUGGACCGUGCGUAGAUGGUAUUUGUACCUGUUCAGCAGGUUGGACUGGAGAAGCUUGUGACAUAUCCAUAUGCUCUAAUGGUUGUGAACAUGGCUAUUGCGAAAAAGAACAGCAUAUUUGUAUAUGCAAUCCUGGUUAUACAGCAACUUAUGUAAAAUUUGAAUUAUUUCUUCCUUUUAUUUUAGCUACUGGAAAUUGGGAACUUACUUCAACAAAAGGAGCUAUUGUUAAAGGAGGAUUUGGACACACAAGUGUUUAUGACAAGAGAACACAGAGAAUAUAUGUGUAUGGUGGUUAUCAAUCUUUUGGUCCCGAAGGUGCUUUAGUAGAUUUUUUGUAUGCUUAUAAUGUUUGGCAGCAUGAGUGGAAAUUGUUAACUCCUAGUCAUUCACACCGUUACCUACACAGUGCAGUUAUUCAUCAUGGCUUAAUGCUUGUGUUUGGUGGAAAUAUAUAUAAUGGUACAUCUCAUAGCAGUGGCGACCAGUGCUUUUCUUCUGAUUUUUUAGCAUAUGAUUUAGGUAACCAAUCUUAUUUUACAAUUAUUUUAAGAUUAAUUCUUAUAUUAGGAAGUUGUAAACAAUAUCAUAGUGCUGAUGCUUGUGAAAAAUCUGCAUUAGGUGUUAAUUGUGUCUGGAAUUAUGAAAUGAGUUUAUGCCAGUUGUUUUCAGUUAUUCCAGAUCGUGUCAAAACAUACCAUACAUCAUGUUAUCGAAGAGGAGUAAAUGUUACAUAUCUCUGUGGACGGCAAACGUUAUGUCCAAGUUGUAUUGAGAAUACUUACAAUUGUGUUUGGUGUGGAACAUCAUGCUAUCAUGGAAAAUGCAAUACAGGAAUGAAGAAAAUAAGUGCUGUUGAGCAGUGUGAAGAAGCUCAAAGUAGUAACUGUGAUAAAUUACAUAAUUGCCACGCUUGCCAUACAGAAUAUCAUUGUGGUUGGCAAAAAGAUGAGAAAUGCUAUACUUUCGUUCGAGAAACAGGUAAUGGCACUGAAAAAGCAAUAUUGUCAGAUGAUUAUAGAGUUAAAUGCAAAUUACCUUGUAGUAGCAGAACAACUUGUGAAAACUGUACAAAAGGUCCUUGCAUGUGGUGCAGCAACCAACGUUUGUGCAUUGAAUCAAAUGCGUAUGCAGCUGUAUUUGCCAUUGCACAGUGUAUGGAAUGGACGACGACAAAAUGGAAAUGUCCUGGAUUAUUAUGUAAAUAUAUUCAGACAUGUGAUGAUUGUCAGAAAAAUCCAAGAUGUGGUUGGUGUGAUAAUGGAAGUGGAACAGGAUUAGGGCAGUGUUACGAUGGUUCUGAUUUAGGUCCAAUGACAUUUAAUGGUUCAUCAUAUGUUCUAAAUAAUACUUUGUGUCCUUCAACACGUUGGCACUUUACAUCGUGUCCUAGUUAGUAUAAAUAUAUUGUUUUGAAUAAGUAACUCUAUUAAUUAUUGCUAUGAAAUAGUU